Nothobranchius furzeri (turquoise killifish) is the source of this 3644-nucleotide messenger RNA. RefSeq names its product drebrin-like protein A. The record is from RefSeq and is a predicted model, not a curated record. Gene Ontology annotation, biological process: postsynaptic actin cytoskeleton organization; regulation of actin filament polymerization; neuron projection morphogenesis. Gene Ontology annotation, cellular component: postsynaptic membrane; actin filament; site of polarized growth. Lineage: Eukaryota; Metazoa; Chordata; Actinopteri; Cyprinodontiformes; Nothobranchiidae. Gene Ontology annotation, molecular function: actin filament binding.
GUGAAAACUUAUGCUACCCAGCUGCACAAAGACCAGAGCGCGCAGUCCAAGUCUCCUGGCGCUGAGUGCGCAGCGCCUGCACGGAUCACUCUCGUUUGCGAACCACGCCAAACCUGCUUAAAGUGCUGCUUUUUGAGUCCGACCUCCGUUUCUAAUCCGAUUUUUCACUGGUAGUCCUCCGUCCUGCAAACUUUACAAGGACUUGUGAAGACUGAAGCUGCGGGAGUGGUCUGGAAACUUUUUUUUUCCUUUUUUUUCUCUCAGACACCAUGAGCAGGCAAACGGUCAACCUUGACACCUACAGCCUAUCGCUUCUCACGGCCAAAGAGGACAUCCUCAACCCUCGAUCCUCCACUAACUGGGCGUUAUUUGCAUAUGAUGGGGUUACCAACAAGCUCAAACUGGCUGACUCUGGAGCCGGAGGAGUGGCAGAGUUGGCGGAAAAGUUUCACAUCUCAAAACCUCAAUAUGGACUCUGCAAAAUGAGCAGUGUAGAAGGAGCAGCGCCUGAGAUUGCUAUGAUAAUCUGGGUUGGCCAAAAUGUGGAUGACUACCGGAGAACAGAAUGUGUCAGCCACAUUCCAGCCAUCAAAAACUUCUUUAAGGAAGCACAUGCCUUUGUUGGUGCCGAAAAGCCAGAAGACGUGACAGAGGAGAAGAUAAAAGCUGAGCUCAGCAAGGCCCAGGCUCCUACUCCAACACAAUGGGUGAGAAGGAGCUCCAAGUCUGCAGAAAAGGAGGAGAUUGUGGGUACAAACUACAGAAAAACUAACGCUGCAAUGGAAAUGCGACUAAUAAACAGAGACUCCUUCUGGGCACGUGCAGAGCGUGAAGAGGAAGAAAGAAAAGAAGAGGAAAGAAAAAGAGCAACAGAGGAGAGACGACGCAUGGAACGAGAAAGAAUUCUAAAAGAGCGACGGGACGAAGAGGAAAGAGACAGAAAAAUGAACGAGAAACUUCAAAUGAUUGAGGAGCAAAGAAGACAAGAGAGAGAACAAGAGGAAGUGCUUCGCAGAAAGGAAAAGUUGAAAUGGGAGCAGCAGGAAAAGGAACAUGAACAUGAAAUGAGGACUCGACUUCAAAGGAGUGAGUCGAUAGAGAAAGCAGCGGAGGCAGCGGCUUUAGUGUCCCAGCGCUCCAUGAACCCGAGGGAAUUCUUCAGGCAGCUGUCCUCAUCUUCAUCAAGAAGUCCCACAAGUCCUGAAUCCCGCACAGGAAAACCAUUCAGACGGUACCAGCGCAGCCUGACAGACACAGCCUUCAUCUUCUCUAAAGCAGAGGAGAACUCACCCACCUCCCCACGCAGUUCUCCUCUGGUCUCCCCCUUCUCAAGGGCUCCCCCCUCCCCCAUUUACCAUGCCAUGUCUCCCCCCAAGAGCCCUGACUUUUUCCCAGUUACCUCCCCACAAAGACGUACAGCCCCCAUGUCACCACCCACAUCGCCCCUCCGCCCUGCGCCUCCAACAUCCGCCCUGCCCAGCAUCCCUCAGACUCAAAACCAAGUCCAGGCUGCUGCCGAGCCCACAGAACCCUCUGCACCACCGGCCUCCCCCACCCUCUUGGCUACUUUUCCCCCCAUCUCAAUAAACGAGAACCCCUUUCAGUUGCACUCAGAAGAUGAGCCAGAAGCAGCCCAGCGAAUCACAACUCUGACAGAGCGCUCAAGUUCAAACCCAGAGUCUGGUUCACCUUCACAGGUUCUAACAGACACUCCUUCUGGGAGCCCCCUUCUGGAUUCAGCAGGUAAAGCACACAUUGAUCUGGUCUCAGACACUGGCUUUAAAGUUCAAGCUGUCCUUGUGGAGGCGGACGAGGAGGAAGACGUGCCAGAAAAUGAGGACGACGAGCCAGAAGCCCUGCCAGAACUGUGUUCCAUUACUGCAGAAGUACUGCGAAAGGAGACAGAGGAGGUAGAAGAGGAGGUCGAGGUGGAGGAGUAUCAAGAUAAGGAAGAGGAGGAGGAGGAGGACCAGGACAAAAAUGACAAGAAGGAGGAAGAGGAAGUGAUGGAGUUAAAAAAGGAAACUGACCUUGUGUUACUAGAGGAAACAACUGAGCUGCCAGAUGAGGAGGAGGAGGCUGGGGAAGAUGCAGAGGAGAUGAAACAUUCAGGAGAGAGUCAGCCCCCCACUGAGGAUGAGGAGGAACCAGCGCUUACAGAUGGUGAACCAAUUUGUCAAAAUGUCAAACACGAGGCUGUAAUUCUGUCAAGCAGUGGGAUCACCAACGGAGACGGCUCAGAGGAGCAGAAUGGAACAGCGAGAUCUUUGAGUCCGUCCGACACCGAGGGCAGCACUCCCGAGCUGGCUGUGUGCUACAGUAUUCACACCACCAAGGAUGACGAUGACAUCAUCGAGGAUGAAAUUCAGGAGAUCUCAGAAAACGGACAAGAGGAUUCAGCUGAUCAACGUGUGUGCGUCCGAGCUCUGUACGACUACCAGGCAGAGGACGAAACCGAGAUCUCCUUUGAACCGGGUGACAUCAUCAAGGACGUGGAGACGGUGGACAAAGCCUGGUGGAGGGGGUGGAGCAAAGACGGCCGACAAGGCUUAUUCCCUGCCAAUUAUGUGGAGACCAUAUAGGCAGAUGUAGGCAUACGACACAACACACACACACACACACACACACACACACACACACACACACACACACACACACACACACACACACACACACACACACACACACACACACACACACACACACACACACACACACACACACACACACACACACACACACACUCAGGGACACCUUCUCCAGUCUUGUUUCAGCAUGUUUUUACCUUAAUUCUCCCACUGAGACUUUAUACUUUCUCUUUAGUUGAAAGAACAAAAAAACAAACAAAAGAAUAAAUUAAUUAAAUAAAAAACACGUGACUCCUUGUUUUGAAGAAAGCAAAAAGAAAAGUGUGACUCUCUGUUUUGAUGUUUUUUUUUUUUGUUGUUGUUGAGAAAAAACACAAGAAUGCAGAAAUUACCGAGCCUUAUUUUCAUGGAUAUAAUAGCAAAGACCUUUUCCUGGACCAAAAUAACUUAUUUUCUUUUCAGAUGUUGCAGAAAUGUUGAUGGGGGAAGAUGGGAUUGCGACAACCAAUGAUCACAAACUUUUUUUUAAAGUAACAUGAACAUGUUUUAAGAGCAGUGUUCUUUUUGAUCCACACGUAUAACAAGCGUAGCUCUGCUCACUAAUUGUAUCCACACACCAGGUAUCGUCUUAUAAUCAUCUUUCUGUACAUUCUUCAUUAUUUUGAUUGCUCUUGACAUUCUCCCAGCAUAGUUUAAUAACCCAAAAACAUAAAAAAGGUUAAAAUAAUGUUGACAAUGAUAUUAAAUGACCUGUAUAAAUCUAACUUUUUGGGUGGGCUGUAUUCUGUUGAUGUAUUGAUGUCCUGCUAUGAUUUUUGUGUUGAUUUUUGUAGCUUUUUCCUAGUUUUUAACAAUUGAAUGCAUUUUUUCCAAUACAUGUUGUUUUAAUAACCUGCAACUUCAAAAAGCACUACAAUGUAUAAAGGAAUGUAUAAAAAAAAGCAUGCUUUGCGCUUUUUCCUUUGUAUUUUUUUAUUUUUGUUUUGUUGCAUCAGUUUUAUGUAUUUACUCAAAACUUACAAAUAUAAAGCAUUUAUUGACCAAAUUGCCUUUAAA